AUGCCUCGUCGAUCUAGCAAUUCUUCCACCACCGAUUCCUCUCCUAGCCCCACGUCCCUCCCGACUGCCUCUGGCAAGGGCGGCAUCGCCUUCAAGGCGCCCUCGAUCAAGUCCAACCGUCUGAGCCAGCUCUUCUCGACCUCUCCUAGGUCCAAGUCCGGGUUUCAGACCGCACAACUGCCCGCUGUCGGCUCUAAUACUCCUCCUACCUCCGCCCCGCCGAUCAGCUCGGCAUCUCUGUCUUUACCGACCAUUUCCCUCUCUACGGCCACGUCGGAGAACUCGAACAUGGACGAGCCGCCGACGACUCUGUUUCAGCCGCCUUCGCCCGAGGAGGCGCGCCGUCUGGCAAAGCAACAUGCUCAGUUUGGCCCGAUCGGCCAUCCGAGUCACCGGUAUUCCAGUCGGCACCCUGGUGGGCCGUUUCCUGAGCCGGUGAUGGAUGAGCCCCCCUAUUAUUACCUCCUGACCACGUAUAUCAGCUACCUAAUCCUAAUUGCUUUCGGCCACGUCCGCGACUUCUUCGGUAAGCGGUUUCGGGAAGAGAACUAUCGGCACCUGAAGGCGCGUAACGGUUACGGCGCGCUGAACAGCGAUUUCGAUAACUUCUACGUGCGCCGCCUGAAACUGCGGAUCAAUGACUGCUUCGAGCGUCCUGUCACCGGCGUUCCAGGACGGUACAUCACGCUGAUCGACCGGGCUACCGAUGACCACAAUAAACACUUUCACUUGACUGGCACCACAACCGAUACCCUCAACUUGAGCUCUUACAACUACCUAGGCUUCGCUCAGUCCGAAGGUCCCUGUGCCGACCUGGUGGAAGACACAAUCAAAAAGUACGGUAUCAGCGCGGUCAGCACCCGUUCCGAAGUCGGCACCCAGGACCUCCACAUCGAAGUGGAAGACUUGAUCGCCAGAUUUGUGGGCAAGGAGGCUUCGAUGGUCUUUUCCAUGGGCUUUGGCACAAAUGCCACUAUCUUUCCUGCCUUGGUCGGAAAGGGUGACUUGAUCAUUUCGGAUGAGCUCAACCACGCCUCAAUCAGAUUUGGAGCUCGUCUGUCUGGCGCAUCCAUCGGCAUGUUCAAGCACAAUGACAUGAAGGAUCUGGAGAUGCGGCUGCGGGAAGCCAUUUCUCAAGGCCAGCCACGUACGCACAGACCCUGGAAGAAGAUCUUGGUGGUCGUCGAAGGACUCUACUCCAUGGAGGGCUCUAUGUGCAAUUUGCCGGGUCUCAUUGCCCUCAAGCGGCGGUACAAGUUCCACCUUUUCGUCGACGAGGCCCAUUCCAUCGGAGCCAUUGGCCCUCAGGGUAGGGGUGUCUGUGACUAUUUCGGCGUCGAUACGGCCGAGGUAGACAUUCUCAUGGGCACCCUCACCAAGUCAUUUGGCGCCAACGGCGGUUACAUCGCAGCCGAUAAGGCCAUGAUUGACAAGCUUCGGGCCACCAAUUCCGGCGUCUUCUACGGCGAGACCAUUGCUCCUGCCGUUCUUGCCCAGAUUUCCACGGCGCUGCGCAUCAUCAAUGGCGAGCUUAUUCCUGGACAGGGUGAAGAGCGGUUGCAGCGAUUGGCCUUCAAUUCGCGAUAUCUGCGUCUCGGAUUGAAGCGUCUUGGCUUUAUAGUGUAUGGCCACGAUGAUUCGCCGAUCAUUCCUCUUCUCCUUUUCAACCCUGCGAAGAUGCCCGCCUUUUCACACGAGAUGUUGAGACGCAAGAUCUCCGUCGUCGUCGUUGGAUAUCCUGCCACCCCAUUGGUGUCGUCCCGGGCGCGUUUCUGUGUCUCCGCCGCGCAUACCAAGGAGGACCUUGACCGGGUCCUCACUGCCUGCGACGAGAUUGGCAAUGUGUUGCAGCUCAAGUUUUCCACGGGCAUUGCGGGCGGUGCCGUCCCUUCUGAUGACAUGGUCCCUCCCCCCGAAAAAGAAAUCGAAUGGCGCCGCCAACAGGCGGCGAAGAUCACUCCUCCUCGUUGGCGGUUAGAAGAUGUCAUCAAACGAGGGACACAGGAUGCCAAAAUCCCCCUGUGCUGA
This is a messenger RNA of Penicilliopsis zonata CBS 506.65, 2028 nucleotides long. RefSeq lists its product as hypothetical. The record is from RefSeq and is a predicted model, not a curated record. Gene Ontology annotation, biological process: sphingosine biosynthetic process; ceramide biosynthetic process. The transcript has a single exon. Gene Ontology annotation, molecular function: pyridoxal phosphate binding; serine C-palmitoyltransferase activity. NCBI's taxonomy places the organism in Eukaryota, Fungi, Ascomycota, Eurotiomycetes, Eurotiales, Aspergillaceae. Gene Ontology annotation, cellular component: serine palmitoyltransferase complex. The coding region runs from base 1 to 2028 and encodes 675 amino acids.